This is a messenger RNA of Babesia ovata, 2226 nucleotides long. Its product is annotated as adaptin N terminal region family protein. The transcript has a single exon. The record is from RefSeq and is a predicted model, not a curated record. Gene Ontology annotation, molecular function: clathrin-cargo adaptor activity. Bases 1 to 2226 code for a protein of 741 amino acids. Gene Ontology annotation, cellular component: membrane coat; Golgi apparatus; AP-1 adaptor complex. Gene Ontology annotation, biological process: intracellular protein transport; Golgi to vacuole transport; receptor-mediated endocytosis. NCBI's taxonomy places the organism in Eukaryota, Apicomplexa, Aconoidasida, Piroplasmida, Babesiidae.
AUGACGGGCUCGGUCAAAGACAUGAUCCGCUCCAUCCGGAGCUGCAAGACGCCCGGAGAAGAGCGGGCAGUGAUCGCACGCGAGUGUGCAGACAUUCGCAGCGCCCUGAGCAGCAGCUCCUCGUCAGAUCGGCGGAAGAAUAUCGCCAAACUGCUGCUGAUACACCUCAUGGGCUACUCGACCAACUUCGGACAGGUGGAAUGCAUAAAAUUGGUUGCGUCUAACAAAUUCGUCGACAAACGGCUGGGGUAUCUCGCGCUGAGCCUGCUGCUCACCGAGGAUACGGAUGUGCUGACUUUGGCCAUCAACUCCAUCAAGAUGGACCUCAACGGCACCAACUCCUACGCCGCGGAGGCAGCGCUGACGGCGCUGUCGAACAUCGGCAGCCAGGAGAUGUUCCAGGAACUGUUUUACGACCUGGAGCGGUUAAUGAAGUCACCUGCUGUGAACGUACGCAAGAAGGCAGUGGUGUGUGCGGCGCGCAUGCUAAGGAAGCUGGGACAGGCCAACCUCAUACCAGGCCCGGAGGCACUGGAGGUGGCUACAAAUUACGUACACGUCAUACCUUCGUUGCUCGGUGACGCUAAUCAUGGCGUGGUUGCGGCGGGGCUGUCCAUAUUGUCGGUGCUUAUUGACUACUUCCCACAGUGUUGCAACUUCCCCUCGAUAUACGAGCUGCUCAUCAAGACACUGCAUGUGCUGUGCAACGAGAGCACUGGAGGGUUCGGUAUGAUGUUUGGAGGGGGCAGGGAAUACGAGAUCAACGGGGUAAACGAUCCGUUCCUCAAGGUGAAGCUGUUGGCGCUAAUUAAGCGGGUCUUCGCCAAGUGCCGUGAUCAGGUGCCGGGGAACCAGCAGCUCUACGACAUAGUUGCACAGGUCGUCAAAACUACAUCCAUUUCGAACAAUGCGUCCAACUCGUUGUUGUACGAAUGCGUUCGGACCAUCUACAGCGAGGUGCACGACCCCAAGUUCAACCAGCUGGGUAAGGACGUGGUGCAGAAGUUCAUCUCAACCAACGAUAACAACGUCAAGUAUAUCGCGCUAGGUAUACUGAAUAACCUGGUUGACGUGUCGCUUACGGUCGGCGACAAUUACUGGACGAUCCUCGUCCAGUCGCUGCGCCAGCCGGACGUAUCGAUUCGCCGCCGGGCCCUAGAAGUGGCGCUCAAACUCCUGUCGAGGGAAACGCUGAAACCGCUGAUGCAGCAUCUAUACGACUUCCUCAUCGCCGCCAACAGCGAUCUGAAGCGAGAGAGCAUAACGAAGAUCGCGGCUGCGCUGGAGAAGCACGCCGAAUCCGACUUCUACCGACUAGAAAUCAUGGUCAAGAUUUUUUCCAUCGCCGGAAACUGCGUACCUGACACGAUUUUACAUUCAUUUAUCGCAGCGGUGGGAUCCGCGACAGCUGAUACGCAGAUUCGUAUCACAACCAAGCUUUACUACCUCCUGUCGAACAACCUGGGGCAGGAUGCGCUUGUGCGUGCCGCGCUCUGGUGCUUCGGCGAAUACGCGCACCUCUUGCCUGAACUGGAUAAGGUCGACGUGACACCGACAUCCUCUGUAAGGCCGACAACAGAGACGCCCGAAGAGAGCAAGCCAGUGAGCGACAAUCUCAUCGACGUGUUCGACAGCAUCCCGGCGACUGAGCCAGUGAAGGCAACAUCGGAUCCCGUAAGCAGUGGAGAGGAAUGCGCCAGCACUGCGGCCAACAUUGUUACGGCUGUGGAAGCGGUUGGGAAACAUGUGCUUACGUGCUCGGCGGCAGCAACCGAAUCCUGCACCAACGGGGAAUACCUGCUCACCUGCGCUGCCUGGCUGAGCUGCAGGCUGCCUUCGCAGAGUGAAAGGGUACUCCGCCUAAUACGCAAGUUCAAGAAACACCCCAAGACCGAGUUGCAGCAGAGGGCGUGCGAAAUGGACGUUAUGUGUGAACUUGGUGCUCUGCCGAUGGUGCUGGGCAUCGAUGGCAGUAAAAUACCGGACACGCUCUACACUCCUUCUGUGGAUGUUACGACCUCGGCCGCAGAGUUGCUGCUGCCGCGCGAGGCUGUGCAGUCACGCGGCGCCACCGACGACCUGCUGGGUCUCACGCAGCUGCCGUCGCCAAAAACGCAAUCGAAAAACCAGCUGGAAACGCUGGACUUUGUAUCAUUCGACUACAACACGAACGCUGACAAAACUACCAAGGGUAACGAUGAGUUCGGGCAGUUCGACCCGUUUUAA